GUACGAAUAUUUUUGUUGCAGAGCAACUACAGUCAUUCUCAGUCCGGGCAUUCCAAUUUCUAUAGGCUCCAAUGCGAAUAUCAUCCGCGUUCCAUUUUCCCAACACCAAGAAAGAUAUUAGCGAGUCAGUGGGAGUACCCCUCGUCACCUCUAAAGAAGAUUUUUACUAUGCAUUUCUAAGAAGGACGCUGUGGCUUCCCAUUCCAGAAACUUUCAGUUCGUUUGAUAAGGCUAACAUAAACAUUAACUUGUUUUUUAUUGAUGAUGCCAUUCAAGACACGCAU
Molecule: messenger RNA, 284 nt
Organism: Amoebophrya sp. A25
Lineage: Eukaryota; Dinophyceae; Syndiniales; Amoebophryaceae
Source: the annotation of a GenBank genome assembly